This is a messenger RNA of Trifolium pratense (red clover), 579 nucleotides long. RefSeq lists its product as uncharacterized. The record is from RefSeq and is a predicted model, not a curated record. Bases 138 to 350 code for a protein of 70 amino acids. NCBI's taxonomy places the organism in Eukaryota, Viridiplantae, Streptophyta, Magnoliopsida, Fabales, Fabaceae. The transcript is spliced from 3 exons.
AAAAUAAAAAUUGAAGACAUUAUUUGAAUAUAGGCAUCUUCUCAUUCAUCUCAAAAACACAAACACACUUUGGCUCUGCGUCUCCUCCUAUCAGUCUAUCACCACCUCCACUUCCUCUUCUCAAUCUCUUCUGCAGGAUGACAGAAGCAACAGAAGCACCGUUCAGACCAAGAGAGAAGCUUCUUGAGAAGCAAAAAUAUUUCCAGAAUAUACGCAACCAUACUCACUUGAAAGGUCCCUAUGACAGGAUUACCUCUGUUGCUAUACCCCUUGCUCUUACCGCAGCUUCCCUUUUUAUGAUUGGACGCGGGAUCUAUAAUAUGUCACAUGGAAUAGGAAAGAAGGAAUGACUUGACUAUUUCUGAUGGAGGAGGUGUUUUGUAAUACAUACCUAACAGAACCUCCUCAUUAUGGACGCGAUUUUCUUUGUAUCCAUUCUUUUCUCUUAAUAAAAUUGCAUAAUUGCAGAAUUUGACCACCAUUGUGGGUUUAUAACUUGAGUGAUAAUGGUUCAUUGUUUGUUUGAUAUAAUCAAUGUUUUAUGACUCAAUCAAACAGCUGAUUUUUGCUGGUUUUUUA